GUCUGAAUCAUCACGGGUUGCGCUGUCCCAGUUGCUUGGGGAGUCGCCAUUUUGAGACCGGUUCGUGGCACACCGUGGGUCAGCUGUUCAUAGUUGUGCUCCAAUGUCACUAAUUCUGUAUUAAAUUUACUGAACGGUCGUGUUGAAAACGAAAUUUAAUUGAACUCAUACGUGUUUUAUUUCUCUUAAUUACUAAUGAUGUUCAUGGAAGGUCACACAACUGCCGCGGAAGCAUUAGCAGUUACUGCUCAACUUGAGAUGACGGGUGCUCCAGCAACCUUGCCGUUGGCUCUUCCUUGUCCGUUUGAUCCUGUAUCACACGAAUUGGACCGAAAUUUCCGACUCACAAGAUUCGCUGAUCUGAAAGGAUGAGGGUGUAAGGUCCCUCAGGCUGUGCUAACGCGCUUGCUUGAGGGACUGCAUGAUGGACAAAGUACUGUCGAUCAUGCACACCAAACCCACUACAUGCACAUACCACAGACUAAAAUAGGUAUUGGAAUGGACUCGUGUGUAACGCCUCUGCGACAUGCGGGACUGUCCUUAGUUCAAACUACAGACUUCUUUUAUCCUUUAGUUGAUGACCCCUACAUGCAAGGUAAAAUAGCUUGUGCAAAUGUUCUAAGUGACUUGUAUGCUAUGGGAGUAACGGAGUGUGAUAACAUGCUAAUGCUGCUUGGAGUCUCCACCAAAAUGAGUGAGAAGGAGAGAGAUGUUGUGGUGCCUCUCAUGCUCAGAGGCUUCAGGGAUGCAGCUGCAGAAGCCAACACGAGUGUCAAUGGAGGACAGACAGUCAUGAACCCUUGGUGUACCAUAGGGGGAGUUGCAUCCUCCAUCUGCCAGUCUUCAGAGCUUAUAGUGCCUGACGGUGCUGUGGUGGGUGAUGUGCUGGUGCUGACAAAGCCCCUUGGCACUCAGGUGGCCGUCAACGCUCAUCAGUGGCUUGACCAGCCUGAGCGUUGGAACAAAAUUAAGCUCAUCGUGUCUGAGGAGGACGUCAGGAAAGCGUAUUACAGGGCAAUGAACAGCAUGGCAAGGCUCAACAAAAAAGCUGCAGAGCUGAUGCACAAAUACAACGCUCACGGCGCCACUGACGUGACCGGCUUUGGUCUGCUAGGCCACGCUCAGAACCUGGCCAAAAACCAGCGCAACGAAGUCUCUUUCAUCAUACAUAACCUCCCCAUCAUAGCCAAGAUGGCGUCCGUCGCUAAGGCUUGCGGCAACAUGUUCCACUUACUACAGGGUUCAAGUGCGGAGACGUCAGGCGGUCUGCUGAUCUGCUUGCCGCGGGAGCAAGCGGCCGCGUACUGCAAGGACAUAGAGAAGCAAGAGGGCUACCAGGCCUGGAUCAUCGGCAUCGUUGAGAAGGGCAAUCGCACUGCCAGAAUCAUCGAUAAGCCGCGCGUUAUUGAAGUUCCAGCUAAAGAGAAGGAGGGCGAGCUUUGGUAAACUCAUUGUUCAAAUAUCUCACGUGAAUAAUUUAUUCACCUAAAUGAAAAUGUUUUCACAUUCAUGAAUGUCUUGAUUAUGUGCUUCGUCCCUGAACGUGUUAACUUCAGUCUGAUCACGUCGCCGAAAAGGAUCUGAAGUAUGAGUGUAUAAAGUUGGAAUUGAUAAAGUGAUUUAAUUUAUACGAGAUUCAUUCAUUUGCUAGAAAAUUCAAUUCACUUCUGAGUAUUUAUCAGUUUUAAUUUUUAUUUUCGUGCCACAACCUGAUCCUUACGAAAUACGGUUUUGAAAAUUUCAAAGUCAUGUUCUAUGUUCAAUGGAAUGUCGAUAAUGACCACCUUUGCUAGGACUAUGGUGAACUGCGGCAGAUUCUGCUCGCAAAAAAAGAUUUGUGACCACCGCACUUCAGGGAAAUGUCUUAUCCUAGUCUUCAUGUUAGCAAGAAUGUCGAAGCAAGCUCUCGAUGCUUGCUCAUUCAGCGUAAUCUCAUUGUUAUCUUUGUUGAUUUUUCGAAAUCUCAAACUUUCCUGCAUAUGUCUUGUGAAAAAGUAUACAAUUUGGUCAAAUGCAAGUCUAAUAUUGUUGAAACUUUCGUUUGACUCUUUCUCUUUUUUUUACUGAUAUAUUCGUUAUGAAAGAUAUCCCCUAGCAUUUGAUUUUGCAAGUGCUCAGCAAUUAUGCGUUUAUCUAUAUCUAAUGCGACACGUUACGGUUACCUACUCGCAUCGUCAUCAGGUAUUAGAACAAUACCUAACUCGGAUGUGGGAGCAUCUGCCAUGCUGGUAGUUUACCCAAUUUGUUGAUGAUUGGUUGAAGCUGAUCUGAUGUCAUCGAGCUAAUAACGUUUGAGCCGAGAUAUUAGCUGAGGGCCUAACUCGUGGAAUGUUUUAACUUGAAAUGAGUAACUCGUUUCUGAUUUCACCCAUUGUCUACUAACGGUAAUUCAAGUUGCUAGGCUUCUAGAUACUGUUAAUAUUGACCGGUAGUGGGAACCGUGAAGAUAGAAACUACCACAUUCUCCUUACUUUAAGGAAACCAGGAGUAGCGAUGUAUUCACAGUAUUCCGGUGUGCUUUCCCGUUACGUCUCAGUGUUCGCCCUACAACGAGAGAACAUACGAAUAACCUACUAUGGUUGUUUUCCUACUAAGUAAGCCGAACUGUGUAGGUCAGCUAAGCGUACACCAACUUCCAUCCCGUUUUAAUGUUAUCAAUGGAUCCUGGACUUCUUCUUUAUAAUAUAAUGAAAUGUUUGUUUGAUGAAUUUUUUCUGGAAAGAACGUUGAUGCCUCGAGACCUCAUCCAGUAGUAUAUAAUUGUAAAGUUGCCUUCCUCGUACUGAUGUACUAGUUUCGCUAAUUAAAAGCCUCAUCUCGGUGGUUUACUCCUGUUAAUCAAUACUUUUUGACAUUGAAUGUAGUGUGGCAAACAGCAGGUAUUUACCUCGAAUGUUAUCAUUUUUUUUCUUCUGUUGUGAUUUUUGUUGCUUAACAACAAAUUGACUUGAAGUUUUCCAAUCAGUGUCUUCCUAUGUUUGGCUGGAACUACGAUCGUCAAGAUGAAAACUGGGAUAUAUUAUCAAAAGCUUCGAAAUUGGCCUUGAAAACUGUAUCCAUGUGUAUCACACAUGUAGUUCUCGGAAUAUAUACUUUGAAAAAACUGACCAAAAUAGACAUUCUGCUCAUGGUCUUGAAUCUAAGUCGAAUCUCUUGUCGAAAUAUUAACUUGACUGAAUGUUGCGUUGCGUUCAGUAUUGGAAGACCAGUGUGUUCUGGCGCUCCGUUUCUGACGCAUUAAAGUUAACGUGUGACGACGAUUUCCUGUAACGCUCCGGCUGUGAUAGAGCCUAGAGCUCUCUUCUCACGUCACUGGUGUGUGGCGGUGGCGUCUGUAUAUUUCAUUGUGCACUCUGUACAUAAUCAUCUUCAUUGCGCCUGUUAUGCUUCCAAGUUGUUACUAUGAUUCGUAGUACCUACAGCUGACUUGGCGAUCAUUUCUCUUCAUUUGUCCCUAGUGGGUACCAUAUUCUAAAACUCAUUAAAUUAGGUCCAUAAAGCUCAACCAUUGUCGUUUAUUUGGGAACCUUGAUGGUUUUGAUUUAUUUGUUUGGAGUUAGUGUAUUCCACGUCCCGGUGUCAUCUUUUGUUUGCGAUUGCAAGUGUGAUCAUUCGUGUGUGUCUAUAAUGUUUGACACCGCGAACUGUGUGAGACUAGUUUUUAUUGUGUAACAUCUUUUAGUUCGUACUUUAUUUCUUCUAUGCAUUCCUGUGUGACGAGUAUUAAGAGUUGUUCAUCGUUGAGUUUUGCUAGUGAUCUCCACAGUUGAGAAACGAGGGUUGUAGUCUCAGUUGAGCUUUAUAAUGAGAGACUAAGAUGUCAAUCUCGAAAUCGAUCUGAUUCUGCAUUGUACCAAAAAUAUGUAUUAUAGAGACAAAAUACCAUCGGGUUUUUUAAGACAUUUCUAUUCUCAAUGCGAAGAUCUAAUCAAAGUAAUGCUACAUUUUCUGGAACAUGCCGGAACACUAUUCAAGAUGCAUAUCUGGCCUUGCUGUGUAUAAAAUUUAAAUAAUGGCGAAAAUUUUAGGAUACAAAAUGUCCAGUUCCAUUUACUGUUGCUCGGUCCUCGAAGUUUGCUGUGUAGCAGAGUGUGGGGUCAAGUGUCGGUUUGCGCGGGUCUCUGCUCACCGACGCAGUAGGGCAUUUCUUUGCAUUUAUGUUUCUAAUGCUAAGUUAUUCCGUAAAUGUUGCGUUAAACAAAAAUGUGAUGGUAACCUCGAUUGGGUUGUUUCUUGGUCUGAAUGAUUUACUUAUAUUAAUCAUAAACUUACGUUGUAUCUAAAUUUGGUUGAAUUUUCAAGUUUUAAUAGAUGCAUUGCAGUGUAAUCAAGUGAAGGAUGUGCUGAUGAGUCGGUGCUGAGAAGCGUGCUGUGCGCCGUCACUCGGCCAGAGCUGCUAUGAUGGUUUCCCUGUAAAGCUUCGGUCAGGGGAAGCCGGAAGUUUUUUCUCAGUUUCUUGCCCUCCACACCUGCCACAGUUAAUGUGUGGUAUUUUUUAGUAAACCUGUUGGACCCUU
Molecule: messenger RNA, 4517 nt
Organism: Hyalella azteca
Lineage: Eukaryota; Metazoa; Arthropoda; Malacostraca; Amphipoda; Hyalellidae
Gene: Sps1
Product: inactive selenide, water dikinase-like protein
Exons: 7
Coding region: 466-1446 (326 amino acids)
Biological process (GO): L-selenocysteine biosynthetic process
Cellular component (GO): cytoplasm
Molecular function (GO): selenide, water dikinase activity; ATP binding
Source: RefSeq, a predicted model, not a curated record